Molecule: messenger RNA, 2010 nt
Organism: Metarhizium brunneum ARSEF 3297
Lineage: Eukaryota; Fungi; Ascomycota; Sordariomycetes; Hypocreales; Clavicipitaceae
Source: RefSeq, a predicted model, not a curated record
AUGUCCUCACCUCCGCCACUUCCUCCCCGAACCCCUUCCCGCCUCUCGCCGUACCCUCUCGAUAAUCCACCCCUACAUACCUCCGACCCGCGCACCUCAUCAACCCAAUCCCUCGUCCCCUCCGAAGCAUCGCUCAGCAAACGGAGGCUCCUCAUAGUCUAUAUCCAUGGCUUCUACGGAAACGACCAGUCGUUCAGGUCCUUUCCCGCACAUGUUCACGCGCUGUUGAAGGAGCUGCUGGCCGAGACUCAUGUGAUCCAUUCCAAGAUAUAUCCGCGGUACAAGACGUACAAGGCUAUAGAGGUCGCCAGGGAUAACUUUAGCGCGUGGUUGGAACCGCACGAGGGCGACGGCACGGAUGUGGUCCUUGUUGGGCAUUCGAUGGGGGGGCUCUUAGCUGGUGAGGUUGUUUUGAUGCCAAACACAAGUCCGUACAAGACGCAGCCCUUCAAGCAUCGCAUCUUGGGCACCAUUGCCAUGGAUUCGCCAUUUCUGGGACUACACCCUGGCAUUGUAGUUUCAGGUAUUGCGAGCUUAUUUCAACCCUCGCCGAAUCAAGGGGACCUGCAGGAGCAGCAACAGCAGCCAGGACAGGAAAAGCUCAGCGCGUCGCCUGAUUCCGAGCCAUGUUCCUCAUCUGAGAGACUGCCAUCCAUCGACUCACGGAUUGACCCGAUGGACACGGGAGCUUCGCCACGUCCGCAGCGACAACCUACAGAUCCCCAUUUUGAUCCACCUUAUUACAAUGACGCCCCGUUCCUGGAGAAGCCUUUGGUCAAACGUCUCAUCCACUUCACGGCCAAACAUAAACGCGAAGGGCUGCUAAACGCGGUGGGAAGACACAUUACGUCGCACUUGGAAUUUGGUGGAUGUCUGGCAGAUUAUCGUGGUUUACAUGUGCGCUAUAACCGACUCCGGGCACUAGAGGAUGUUGAUGAGAUCGAAAAGAUAGCCCAAGGUCACCCGACUGGUGCGUAUGCCAGAGUUCGGUUUGUAAAUUACUAUACUUUGUCUCCUGGUCGACCGAAGCCAGUCAAAGCCGAAAAUGAACAGAGCCAGGAAAUACGGGCAGAGCGGAACUCUGUAGACCUGCAGCUUGCGGAGCUUGAUAUCCAGGAUAUCUCAGCCUCAAAGAGUCCGGGUCCCCAAAUACCAAAUACGCCAGAGAAGGAAGGGGAAGAAACCAUCCAGUUGGGCGCAAAUCCAGGUCCCCAAAUAGAAGACACUGUCGAAACUAGCACCAUACAAGAUGCACAAAACCAAGGAGAGGAACAGCACGAAACCCCGGCAGAGGAUACCCUCGAAUUAACUUCAGACAAUGCUUGCCGAAUAUCGAUGCAAGACAUAGACCCCAUCCCGUUUUUCGAAGCCGAAACCAAAGAAUGCCAGAGCCAAACCGUAACCGCAAACACAAACACAACGGAUGACCUCGAUCUCCCCCCUAUUCCUGACCUCCCACGCAAACCCACCUUCCCAGAUAUAGACGCCAAUCUCGACAAGGACGCCAAAAAGCAAGCUGAACGGGAAUCAAAACGCCUCCAAAAAGCCUACGCACAAGCUGUCAAGGACCGCGCCAAGGCGGUACAGGAGCGCGAAAAGGUGCUCGAGAGGAGACGCAAAAAGGCUGCGAAAGAGGCGGAAAAGCAGGCCAAGGACGCCGAGAAGACGAGAGCAAAACUAGAGAAGCAGGUAGAGAAACGGCGUGCCCGUGAGGAGAAGCAAGCCAGCGAGUCCGUUGCCGCGGAGGGACACGGAGAACAGGACGGCACCGAAGAUGCAGAGAGGCCAAAGAAACUGAAGAAGUUUUGUGCCUUGCCGAGCAAACGGGACGGGGCGAGAGAUCCAACCUGGGUAGAUGUAUACAUGGACGGGCUAGACGAAGUCGGUGCGCACUGUGGACUGUUUUUCCCCGGACCGCAUUACGACGGAUUGGUCGGGGAUGUGGGGAGUAGAAUCGCGGCAUGGGUUGGAGACGAGCUGACCAAGAGAGCGAUAUUCGAGGCUGGGUAA